Messenger RNA from Phodopus roborovskii (desert hamster), 1739 nucleotides. Its product is annotated as translation initiation factor IF-2-like. NCBI's taxonomy places the organism in Eukaryota, Metazoa, Chordata, Mammalia, Rodentia, Cricetidae. The transcript is spliced from 2 exons. The coding region runs from base 109 to 1260 and encodes 383 amino acids. The record is from RefSeq and is a predicted model, not a curated record.
GCGCCCGCCCGCUCGGCCACCGUCUCCGGCUGGCAGCGAGGGGCUGCCCGGGGCCCCCGCUGCGGGCUGGCGCGGUCCGGGGCGCACGGAGGACGCGGGCUCCGGCCCAUGGUGCUGCCGGCCGCCCGGCGUGGCGCUCGGCCCGGCUCGGGCUCGGGGCGCGCGGCAGGCCUGGCGUCGCCCGUCGGGGCGGGGGCCGGGGGCUCGGGCCACCCGGCUGUUCUAGCCGCGGCCUCUCUCCCUCCCCAGCCGCGCUUACAUCCCCGCCGGGCGCCGGCCUCCCUGCGCCGCCAGCCAGUACAUGGUGUCCCCCGCGGGAGCCGAGGCCGGGGCGGCCGGACCGGGGGCCGGGAUGGGGGGGACGCCGCCUUAGCGGCUGCCGGGCCCCGGGCUGUCGCUGCCCUUGCUGCCGCUGCCGCCGCCGCUGCUGCUGCUGCUGCUGCUGCCCGGGAGGCGGCUGGCGGCGGAGGCUCGGCUCCCAGUAGCCGCACAUCCCACAAUACACCGCUAAGGAGCCCGACCCGAGCGCUCACCCUCCUCCUCUUCCUCCUCCUCCUCCUCUUCCUCCUCCCCUCGCCUUCCUCGCCGCUUCCCCAGGCACUCUCCCGGCGGCGGCAGCUGCGCCGCCAAAGCCCCGGGCCCCAGCGGCCCCCCACCCCUCACUCGCGCGCUCCCACACUGCCUCCCCCCUCCCCGGGGGGAAGGCCUUUUAAUUUAUUUAUUCUGCUGGGACUGAGGUGGGGGGCUCGGCUGGCGGGGGAGAGGGGGUCUCGUCGGCCUUCUACCUCCCGCGGCUGGGGCUACCCUUCCAGCAUCGGGGCACUCCACGGCGUGCGCCCCCGGGGCCUCCCAAACUGUUUCCAAACUGCCCAGACCGGAGGUGGGCGCGUGGAGACUCGGCGAAAGGGCUGGGUUUGGAGGGGGGUGAUUGUGUGUUUGAAUACUAGGAGCCUGGGGCAAGCAGACGUCGACCCCAAACGAGUUGCAAUCGAGGUCCGGGAGUGGCGGCGGCCAAUCAGCGCUCGGCUUCCAUUUUGUGAGUUCAACUCUGAGGCUUCCCCGGCUUCGCGUGGAUAUGUUUGCAGACCCCUCGGUCUCUCUUCUCGGGCUGCCAAGGCGAAGCAGCCACCUCGCUGGGGCUUCGUGGUGGUGUAUUUCAUAUUGGGGCUCUUUUCGGGGUUUGUAAUUUGGCCGUGGGUAGGUAAUUGGCUGGAGCAGGGCGGCAGGGCGCGGCAGCCAAUCAGCACGCGGCUUCUAUAGGGCUUGAGUUAUUAGACGCUGUUCUCAAAACAUCCUUCAUCAGACUCCAAGGAGAGGCCAACAGAUGAGGGGAGCCAUUUUUCUGCAAUGGAAUUAAAUGGCCAAGUGGGUUUUUCCUUUGUUGCAAAUGGGGAAUGUUUUUCCUUUGACUCCACCAUGCAGUCCAGGACGCCUGAGUGUGUUUACCAUUUGCCAAAGGACUCACACUUGGAAGAAUGAAGAAGACCUUUUAAAAAGAUCUGGAUUUUUCCUUAUGACUUGGAAUCCAUCUUUGUCUUGUAUAACUAGGUCAUAGCACACUAUUAAUGUCAGCAGUUAACAGUUUUGAAUUCAAAAAAACCUAAGUAAAUGACAUACUUAAUUUUUUUCCUCUUUUUUUUUCUUGGGGGGGUGGGGGGAGAGCUUGGAGCUGUCUUAAUCUGUAUUCUCUUGACUGAACAAUAAAUUUUUAAAUAUAGUUUCCUCUAUUAAACACUUAA